This is a messenger RNA of Octopus sinensis (East Asian common octopus), 1397 nucleotides long. Its product is annotated as death effector domain-containing protein. Gene Ontology annotation, cellular component: nucleolus. The record is from RefSeq and is a predicted model, not a curated record. NCBI's taxonomy places the organism in Eukaryota, Metazoa, Mollusca, Cephalopoda, Octopoda, Octopodidae. Gene Ontology annotation, molecular function: DNA binding. Gene Ontology annotation, biological process: extrinsic apoptotic signaling pathway via death domain receptors; apoptotic process. The coding region runs from base 259 to 1353 and encodes 364 amino acids. The transcript has 4 exons.
ACGCACAAGGGAACGAUACGUGAGAGUGGUAGGGGAAUUAGAGAGUGGGGCGGGAUCAGUUAGUAAGAGUAAAAUAGUGUUUAAGAUUUAGAUCUAAGACUUCAAUUCAGUUACGUAUGUGCAUUAAAUUAAGCUACAAAUGAUUAAUAUCACAGCUAUGGAGUCCUUCCAAUGAUAGGGGGUCACGAAGGAUAAAGAAAGAUUAUCAACAUACAGGAAAACAUUCAAAGGUGCAGAAAUUUGUGUGACAGGCUCAAAAUGGCGGUUGAUGGUGAAAAAGCUCUUCGACAAUCUAAGGUGGAGAACUGUCAACAGAUGCUCUCUCUUAAUGAAAUGUUCCAUCUUGUCGGAGAUAGGCUGACCCCGAAAGAAGUAGUGUGCCUCACCAAAAACGGACUCUCCGAUGUCUCUUCAAACUUAGGAAAAGACUCAAAAAGCCCCUCGGAUGCUAGUGUUUGUAACAACAACACGGCCAGCGGUAGUAGAACGGUUCGUUCUCAUGCGACGGAAGCUAAAAACAUUUCAUCUCCUCCACAAAGCUCUUCUUCCAGACCAAAAGUGACGAACGAAAUCGAUCAGAGAUCUUUGAUGAAAAAGGUGAACGAUGGCUACGACUACUUCAUGGCUUUAGAAAGGGCAGGUAUGGUUGACGGUACGAACUUCGGCAAGAUCCUGCAUGCUCUUGCAAUCACAGGCCGACAGGACCUCCUCCCUUACGUCACCCUUCGUCGACGAAAAACUGUUACACCUGAUCCUGUUGAUGAAUACCUUGAAGAAACCUCUCGUAAUGGCCAGAAGAGACCCAUCGACUCUUCCUUGUCUUCAACCACAAAAGGCUCAACUGCCACUGUAACUGGGACCCCAGCCAAAAGACCAAGAAAAUCUCGUGCUGGCCGUAGCAACCGUAAAUCAAAAACCCGGAUAUCACAAGAUAGUGACAUGAACAAAUCACAGGAUUCGGAUGACAUUAAAAAGAAAGUAACUUGCGAUAUUCGGUUGAGAGUCCGUGCUGAGUACUGCCAUCAUGAAAAUGUGCUUGAAGGCAAUGUCUUCUCAAAUAAACCUGAGUUACUUGAAAGGCAGUUUGAAAAAUUUGCCCAGGCCAACACAAUCCUUAAAUCUCGGGACCUUGGUUCCAUUAUUUGUGAUAUAAAAUUCUCAGAACUCACUUAUUUGGAUGCAUUCUGGCGAGAUUAUAUUAAUGGCUCAUUAUUGGAAGCUCUUAAAGGCGUGUUUAUCACAGAGUCCUUGAAACAGGCUGUUGGCCAUGAAGCCAUCAAGUUACUUGUUAAUGUGGAUGAAGAUGAUUAUGAAGCUGGUCGACUGAAGUUACUCCAGAAUCUCCAAGAUUAAAGAACAAGGCUGACAUUAACAUUUUUUUAAUUAUUAUUAAUAUU